AUGGUUGAAAAAGCACGAGGAGAGAAAGUUACAUUGCCAUGUACAUUCACUGUCUCACAAGAAGAUCAAGGCCCACUAGAUGUUGAAUGGGUCUUAAUACCAACAGAUAAUCAAAAGAAGGAACCAACGAUUAUCAUGUACUCUGUAGACAGGAUUUAUAAUGAUUACUAUGAAGCUAUGAAUGGACGGGUACAGUUCACUAAUCCUGAUCCCAGAUCUGGUGAUGGCUCCAUAAAUAUCGUGAAUCUAAAGUCAGCAGACACAGGCACAUACCAGUGCAGAGUGAAGAAAGCUCCUGGAGUUGAAAGCCAAAAAAUACGGUUGACUGUGCUUGUAAAGCCAGCAGGGACUAAAUGCUACAUUGAAGGAUCACAGGAAACUGGAAGAGACCUUACCCUGAAAUGUGUAUCACAAGAAGGUUCCCCACUCUUGUCCUACAACUGGAGGAAAUUAACUGGCACAAAGGAACUUCCGGUGACAUCGUUAUUAAAUAAAGAUACAGGUGAACUGUCUCUGAAAAAUGUCUCUGAGGAAUACUCUGGUACAUACAGUUGUGUGGCGGCAAACAGAGUUGGUGCUGAUUGUUUCGUUGUGCUAAAUGUCAGUCCCCCUAUAAAUACAGCUGGCAUAAUUGCUGGAGCAGUUAUUGGAACUCUUCUGGGUCUCUUUUUAUUGGCCUUUCUCGUCUUCUGUUGCUGUAAGAAACGUAAAGAGAAAAAAUAUGAAGAAGAAGUGCCUCAUGAUAUUAGAGUGGAUGCUUCUCCUCCAAAGAGUCGUACUUCAACAGCCCGCAGCUAUGUAGGCAGCAAUCGUUCCUCUCUGGGUUCAAUGUCUCCCGCCAAUAUGGAAGGAUAUGCCACAACUCCAUAUAAUCAAGUACCAAGUGAAGACCUUAAACAUUCUCCUGGUCAAAACCCAAACUUUCCACAUCAAAGGUACCUGCACCUAAUCUAA
Molecule: messenger RNA, 954 nt
Organism: Gopherus flavomarginatus (Mexican gopher tortoise)
Lineage: Eukaryota; Metazoa; Chordata; Testudines; Testudinidae
Product: coxsackievirus and adenovirus receptor homolog
Exons: 6
Coding region: 1-954 (317 amino acids)
Biological process (GO): homotypic cell-cell adhesion
Cellular component (GO): intercalated disc; bicellular tight junction; basolateral plasma membrane
Molecular function (GO): cell adhesion molecule binding
Source: RefSeq, a predicted model, not a curated record